AUGAAGGAACAAGUCUUUAAAAUGUUUGCCUUUGAGAAUGCCAAUGAUAAAGCAAAAAGGGUCAUAAGCACAUUACCCAGAGAUGCCCAAGUGGCAGAUAUGUUAGAAGUUAUAGAACGCACCACUGGUCCUGCAUCUCUAGUUGCUGCUGCGGGCAGUAAAAGUGCUCAAUUAGUGCCUUUCCGUAGCUGCGUGCCUUUAUCUGAUGAUGUUGAACGAGGAGAAGGAGGAUUUGGCUCCACUGGGCAACCAGAGGUAUAUUUUGCUUUGGAUUUGAAAAGGAUGAAACCCGAAAUGAUGAGACUUGUUGAGCCAAAUGAAAGUGCAAAUCGUGACCCAGCCUUUUUAGCUGCGGCCACUGGGGAGCAGCCUAUCCUCAAAAUACAUUGGAAAAUGAACGACCCAGUGUGGAUUGAUCAGUGGCCGCUCUCCCAAGAAAAGCUGCUCAAAGUACAGGAAUUAGUAUACGAACAGUUGUGUGCAGGCCAUAUUGUGCCAUCAACAAGUCCCUGGAAUACUCCAAUUUUCAUAAUACCAAAAAAGAGCGGAAAGUGGAGAUUGUUGCAUGAUCUAUGUGCAGUCAAUGCGAUUAUGGAGGACAUGGGAACCUUACAGCCAGGUUUACCGUCCCCAUUAAUGAUUCCAGAAAAGUGGAAGUUGUUAGUAAUUGACUUAAAAGAUUGUUUUUUCACAAUUCCAUUACAUCCAGCUGAUGCGGAACGUUUUGUGUUUACGGUACCUGCUGUAAAUAGAGCCGAGCCAGCAAAAAGAUAUCAUUGGGUUGUGUUGCCGCAAGGCAUGAAAAAUUCACCUGCAAUAUGCCAGAUGUUCCUUGCAUGGACCUUAGAUCCAAUUCGGAAAAGAUACCCACAGUACUUAAUAUAUCAUUAUAUGGAUGAUAUAUUAAUUGCUGGGGAAGAACUUGAAGCCAAAACGCUUAUACCUGAACUUAUUACACAGCUGGAAGGAAAGGGACUAAAAAUUGCUCCAGAGAAAGUUCAAGAAAAGGCACUGUGGCAUUAUCUGGGAUGGAUUAUCACAGAAUCCCAGAUAAGACCACAAAAGAUUGAACUGAAAACAAACAUUAAAACAUUGUCGGAUGUACAAAAGCUGGUUGGUGAAAUUCAGUGGAUACGUAAUAUUUGUGGAACUACAAAUGAUGACCUAAGUCCUCUAAUUCAGUUAUUGGAGACAAGCAGCCAUGCAAAUGAAUCUAGAGAAAUUGGACCAUCCCAAAAAAUAGCUAAAUUCAGCUAA
Molecule: messenger RNA, 1257 nt
Organism: Tauraco erythrolophus (red-crested turaco)
Lineage: Eukaryota; Metazoa; Chordata; Aves; Musophagiformes; Musophagidae
Source: RefSeq, a predicted model, not a curated record